Messenger RNA from Salvia splendens (bonfire salvia), 1361 nucleotides. Its product is annotated as galactinol synthase 2. The coding region runs from base 101 to 1117 and encodes 338 amino acids. The record is from RefSeq and is a predicted model, not a curated record. Lineage: Eukaryota; Viridiplantae; Streptophyta; Magnoliopsida; Lamiales; Lamiaceae. Gene Ontology annotation, molecular function: glycosyltransferase activity. The transcript has 3 exons.
AAACUCAACUCUAUAGCAACAAAUAUAUCAUCAAUCUUCUCUCUUACAGCAAAGAAAAAAUAUUCAAAUUCACCUCAGUUUGCAAAACUUGUCCCUUUCCAUGGCUCCCGAACUCGUCACGUCAGUUACAGCGACCGAGUUAGCCAAACCGACGUCGCUGCCGUCGAGAGCUUACGUCACUUUCUUGGCUGGCAAUGGAGACUACGUGAAGGGCGUGGUGGGGCUGGUCAAGGGCCUGCGGAAGGUCAAGACAGCAUAUCCUCUCGUGGUGGCGGUGCUGCCCGACGUGCCGGCGAAGCACCGCCGCAUACUGGAGGAGCAAGGCUGCAUAGUUCGGGAGAUCGAGCCCGUCUACCCGCCGGAAAACCAGACGCAGUUCGCCAUGGCGUAUUACGUCAUCAACUACUCCAAGCUCCGUAUCUGGGAGUUUGUGGAGUAUAGCAAGAUGAUAUACUUGGAUGGUGACAUUCAAGUGUUUGAGAACAUUGAUCAUCUGUUUGAUUUGGAGGAUGAUUAUUUUUAUGCGGUGAUGGAUUGUUUCUGCGAGAAAACAUGGAGCCACACGCCACAAUACAAGAUUGGCUACUGCCAGCAGUGCCCGGAGAAGGUGACGUGGCCGGCAGAGAUGGGCCCACCUCCAGCCCUCUACUUCAACGCCGGCAUGUUCGUCUUUGAGCCCUGUCUUGCCACCUAUGAGAGCCUCCUUGCUACCCUCAAGAUCACUCCUCCCACUUCUUUCGCUGAGCAGGAUUUUCUGAACAUGUUUUUUAGGGAUGUGUACAAGCCAAUACCAAACGUGUACAACCUUGUCCUAGCCAUGCUUUGGCGCCAUCCAGAAAACGUGGACCUCGACCGAGUCAAAGUGGUUCACUACUGCGCUGCAGGGUCGAAGCCAUGGCGGUACACAGGCGAGGAAGAGAACAUGCAGAGAGAAGACAUCAAAAUGCUGGUUAACAAAUGGUGGGACAUUUACAACGACCACUCUUUGGACUUGAAGAUAUCUCCCACCCAGACUACUGAAGGCAGCCGUUUGGAGCUGCAGCCGUUCGUUGCUGCGGUCAUGAAUGAGGCUACUGCGCCUGAAGUGAUGUACGUCGCGGCUCCUUCUGCUGCUUGAGGACAUGAGAGAGGGCUGUCUUUGCUUUCUUCUAUGGUCUGAACACGUGUGUAUGGUUGGGGAAGGCUGGUGAAUAUAAUGUUUGGUACUAUUACGCUUAGUAUGCCCUAGAGAUAUGUUCAAUAUAUUUCACUAAGAUUGGCGUCCAAAUUGGGCUAAUGAUAGUUAAUUCCAAAAGCUGUUUUGUUUCUACUGUGAAACUUUGCCAUGAUUAUUUUGAUAUACAAUAUUUAUUUAAAUGGUA